This is a messenger RNA of Acanthaster planci (crown-of-thorns starfish), 3881 nucleotides long. It is a transcript of the gene rpap2, whose product is annotated as RNA polymerase II associated protein 2. Gene Ontology annotation, molecular function: RNA polymerase II CTD heptapeptide repeat phosphatase activity; RNA polymerase core enzyme binding. NCBI's taxonomy places the organism in Eukaryota, Metazoa, Echinodermata, Asteroidea, Valvatida, Acanthasteridae. The record is from RefSeq and is a predicted model, not a curated record. Gene Ontology annotation, cellular component: cytoplasm; nucleus.
ACUAUUCAAUAAGUGUAAUGGUCACGCGGUGCUGCAGUUCGAUUCGGGCGACAUGGUGCUAUCAAAAUGAACUUGUCACGCCACACGUUUUGCCAGCGUCAGAAACUACAUGACUAAAGGCUGAGGGAACUUAUCAACUCCGAAUCCAUGAAUGAUGCGCGGAAGAUCUGUGUUUUUGCGCACCUCUUGAUCUCGUCAGCUCAUCAUGUCCAACAUUAACGUUAAGAAUAUUCCUGUCGGUGCAACGGAGAAACCGAAAAGCUCAGAAACUGAAAGAGCUAUAUUGGAGGAGCGAGUUCGGAUGCGGCUAGCAUCAGAAAAGAAGGCACAUGAGAUUGUUGAGAGACUUCUUGAUAAUCCAGUUACAGAAGACUUCUUAUUAUGUUGUGCUUUUUCUAUAUACCCACAACACUACAAGGAUGUGGUCACUGAGAGAUCCAUUAUCAAGCAGUGUGGCUAUCCACUGUGUCAAAGGUCACUGGACAAUGUUCCGAAACAGAAGUACCACAUCAGCUGUAAGACCAAUAAAGUCUACGACAUCACAGAUAGAAAGUGUUUCUGUAGUCAGUUCUGCUACAAGGCCUCCAAAUACUUUGAAGCUCAACUAUCCGAUUCACCCCUGUGGACAAGAGAAAUGGAAGAACCAUUAGACAUCAAGCUUCUCACUCAAGACAUGGAGGCUGAUUCUACUGCAUCUUACUUGAUUGCAAAAGAUAAUGUGGUUCUCACAGAACGAAUCCACUCUCAAGAUGUUGGUGAAGUAGACAGCAGCGAUAAAGAUGAACCCUUAAAGAAUGAAAUUGUGGGUCUUCUUGAAGAUGACCUCUCUAACUUGACUUUUGCUGAUACACGGAAGAGAGAAAGGUUGCAGGAGUUGGCUGAGAUUGGUAGAAAUCCAACAACACCUCAAAGUGAACAGAGAAGAUCUGUACAAUGCAAAGAUUCUGACAAUUAUCCAAAACAGGAAUUUGGAAGCCUAGAAGUGCAAGACACUACAUCACCUCCUGAAGAUAACAUUCAUGGUUGCUGCUCUGGGGAAAUAUAUGAGAAAUCUGAAGCCAUAGAAGAACAACAAAUCAAGAAUGCGCAAUUUAACAGAUACAAAAGUGCAGAGGACUCAGAGCAAGACUACUUAGCAAGCAUUGAUGGAUCUAAUUCUGACAUAACAACUGGUUGUGUGGCUCUUGGCAUUAAUAAACCAUCACCCAGUCCUGAUCAAGGAGAUGCUUCAGGAGAUGUUCAAGCAGUAAAAAAGAAGAAAGCAAAGAGGAAAAUGAAGGAAUCUAGUCCCCAAGUUAUGGAUGAGACAUCCUUGUUCCAGUCUGUCAGUAGAACAGUUAUGGAAUGGACCUCGAACGAAACACGAGAAUUUCUAAUGGGAGGUUCUUCACGUCAGUGUGCACCAUCUCAACAAGCAGGCGUUAACCUUGAAAUGCAAAACUUGACCUCUGACCCUGUUACCAUGACCCGUGACCCUUCGGCAGACCCAACAGAGCCUUCUUUACCUCCAGCAAAACCUUUACCGGGCAUGGAUAAAUUGAAGGAAGAAACCAAACAAUAUUCACUCAAGGUGCAGGAGUUUUAUUGCAGCAGUUACCUGGACAUCAAAGAGAAGAAAAAGAAGGCCCAAAACGAGGAGAAGCAGGAGGAAGGUGUUGAUCGAACUCUACGAUUUCCUCUGGUUGAUUCCAAAUCUCAGAUGGCAAUUAGAAGGAAGAUACUUUCCGACCGACUCAACAGAGUCUUUUCUGAAAUGCUUACACCAUUGGGGCUGUCUAUGCGUGACAUGUCAUCUGAUCUUCAAGCGUUGAUUCGCACCUUUCACUUGAGUAGUACUAACAUCACAUUUAAACCUGCUGGCUGGACCAUGCUAAGUGUGUUGCUUCUACAAAUUCUCUCUAAGCGAAAUGCAUUUGUUGAAGACUCUAUCACAAAAGAUGACUGUCAGCGUUUUCUGGACUCACUCCUCUUCAAAAUGGGCACAAGUUUGGAGCAGCUAACCUUAUGGGUGGGGGAAACAUUCAGCCAUGAUGGUACCUCUUGACGAGGUUUGGCCGCGGCUCGGCAGCUGACGAUGAAACUGCAUCUGUGUCAUUCCUUCUUCCCCAUCAGAAGAUAGGAGGACACAGGCAGUGUGGCAGAUAUCACUUGGGAUUUCUCCAGGUGCUGGCUUGUCCUCUUCAUAUUCUCUUCAUUAAAUGCUUUCUUUGAACCAGAUGGACUGAGUUAAAUAUUCACUUCAACCCGAGAGCCCUAGGCUUUGGACUUGGAUACAUAGCUAAACUAUCUCAUUUGAUGGGUUCAUCCCUGUUUCUUUAUACAGCAAUUAUGUGGUCGUCUCAAGCAUAUAAAUUCCAGCUUUUGGUAUCGGUUUGGGGAGAGUGUUGGUUAUUGGGCAUGAAAAGUAUUUUUUAAAGGUAUUUGCAUAAACCCUUCAAAUUGCAUUCAUAUACCACAACCAUUUCUAAUUCGAUAUGUUUUAUUCUGUCUCACUAGAAUUUAUGUUGUUCUAGCAUAAACCUGUAAAUUGUGUAAACAAAAGAAUCUGUUUUUAAGUUGUUCAUUAUUCUGUUCAGGAUUGUUAUUUUAUUCACAGACUGUAGAAGUAAGUUGCGUUUUGGGCUUGUCAAAAAGUAUUAAUACCCAUCGCCUUACUGAUGCGGCUUUUAGUUUCAAAACAGUGUACCUUGGAAGAAGUCAUAGCCAUUGGAUUUUAAAACAACAAAUAUUUUAAAGGAUCCAUUAAUUAUUGUACACUACAGUGCACAUUUUAUAAACAUGCAUGGUGUGUUGGUGCACCUGCACGUCUGUGUUUGGGAUGUGGCAAAUUCUCUCCUUUGGAUUAAUAAAUGUUACUUGUAUUGUGCUUCCCAUCAAGAUUUUUUACUUUGUGUUGUGACCUUCGCCUUCAUCUUGGCAGAAUUCCCUUAUUUUACCGAACAUGUUCCUUCUUUCAUUGUCGUGUGACCUUUUUUGUCAUCCCUUAAUUAAUGCAGUUUGUGUACUUUUAAUCAGACCUCGCCUCCAGUCUAAGUUAUCCACUCUACAUGUGUCAUACAAAGGGGUCAUACCAAUCAUACACUACCACCUAACAAGGAAGAUUUGUAUCUUCAGAUUGGUUCUCGACUUUUGACAUUUCUAGACAACUCUCCCUUUUAAAAAGCAAUCCAUCAACUUGUCAUCCAGUAUAGUAACCCCCCUCCCCGACAAAAAGUCCAUAAAAUAUCUUCUCCCUCUUGUUAUCUGCUUCUCGGGACCUUGUUUAAGACGUUAUAAAAAUACCGGACUGGUCUAGAUUGAAUAGGAUGAGAAAAAGCCUCAGAUUUACGAAAGCAGUUCCUUGGUUUUCUACUUAGAUCCAACCUUCACUUGUCCAUUAUCAAAUUCCCUUGGUAAGUCUCUUAAACCUCUCUGUCAACAACAUGUCCAUAUCGGUACUCCGACCAGGCAUGAUGUUAUGCUGAUUUCCCGUAUUUGAUUUGUUUUGGUGUUUAAAAUGCACGCAGUUCCGUUGUUUGAUGUACGGUCUGAAAAUUCCUGAGAUGGAACUUCCAUGUGUAUUGAGAAUCCACGCAUUCAGCCUAUUGUGAUUGUUAUUAAUGAAUUGUAAUGAACAAACAGAGGUCUGAGAGAAAUGCCAUCUUAUGGGAAUGGGAUUUUUUCAAUGUAAGUUUUGUAGCAUUUUUUUCAUCAAGGAAUGCUUGAGUGUCGUAUCCCUUCUUGUUGCCUUCUCAGCUUUACCCGGCUUAGUAAUAAGCGAUGCGGGUCCCUGAUCGAUCGAAGUUAACCUGGGAAUCCAUUGCUUUAAUGUUCACUUAUCCGCUGAUAGACCUAGUAUAUCCACCUGAUCCUAAUUAAUAAAGCAAACUGGGACUUUUUGA